AUGUAUGUGAUUCCAGAUACAAUACUACCGGUGCUCGUGAUAGCGUGUGACCGGGUCACCGUCAAGCGGUGUCUGGACAACCUCAUCAAGUUCAGACCGAAGAAUGACACGUUCCCGAUUAUAGUCAGUCAGGACUGCGGCCACAACGCUACAUACCAAGUGAUCAAAUCCUUCACCGACGCCGACCCCUCCAUCACCGUAGUCCGCCAGCCUGACCAGUCUAGGAUUCCUGUCAUACGUAACCACAUCAAGUACAGGGGCUACUAUAAGAUAGCGCGGCAUUUUAAGUUCGCGCUGAACCAUGUGUUCAAGACUUUGGGACACGAGGCUGCGAUUGUCGUUGAAGAUGAUCUCGACAUUGCGCCAGAUUUCUACGAGUACUUCAAAGGCACAUAUCCUCUCCUACUCAAGGAUUCUAGCAUAUGGUGCGUCUCAGCGUGGAACGACAAUGGCAAGAAGGAACUGGUAGACCUAUCGAGACCAGAGCUUCUCCAUCGUACAGACUUCUUCCCCGGCCUCGGCUGGAUGCUGCGGGCUGACUCCUGGGCCGAGCUCGAACCUAACUGGCCUAAAGCGUUCUUCGACGCUUGGCUCCGUGACUCUGUGAACACGCGGGGUCGCGCCUGCAUCCGGCCGGAGAUAUCCAGGACUUACACAUUUGGAAAGUCGGGCGUCAGUAAAGGCCUGUUCUUCGACAGCUAUCUGCAAUACAUCGUUCUCAACUCGGAGUUCGUUGAAUUCACCAAAAGGGAUCUCAGUUAUUUAAUAAAGGAAAGCUACGACAAUAACUUUACACAAUACGUGCACUCCCUCCCUGAGACCACUGUGGAGGCAGUAAUGAAGGGGGCGGCGCCUGCCCCCUCUGUGCGCGUAACCUACUCCAACUUCGAGAGCUUCCGCAAGGCGGCCAAGCGGCUAGGCCUCAUGGAUGACUUCUGGAGACAGAGAGAGGCAGAGUGUGUGAGAGAGACAUCCGUGGAGGCAGUAAUGGUGGGGGUGGUGCCUGCCCCCUCUGUUCGCGUAACCUACUCCAACUUCGGCAACUUCGAGAGCUUCAGCAAGGCGGCCAAGCGGCUUGGCCUCAUGGAUGACUUCUGGAGACAGAGAGAGGCAGAGUGUGUGAGAGAGACAUCCAUGGAGGCAGUAAUGGUGGGGGUGGUGCCUGCCCCCUCUGUCCGCGUUACCUACUCCAACUUCGGCAACUUCGAGAGCUUCAGCAAGGCGGCCAAGCGGCUCGGCCUCAUGGAUGACUUCUGGGUGAGUUGUACAGAGACAGAGAGAGGCAGAGUGUGUGAGAGAGAGACAUCCGUGGAGGCAGUAAUGGUGGGGGUGGUGCCUGCCCCCUCUGUCCGCGUUACCUACUCCAACUUCGGCAACUUCGAGAGCUUCAGCAAGACGGCCAAGCGGCUCGGCCUCAUGGAUGACUUCUGGGCAGUAAUGGUGGGGGUGGUGCCUGCCCCCUCUGUCCGCGUUACCUACUCCAACUUCGGCAACUUCGAGAGCUUCAGCAAGGCGGCCAAGCGGCUAGGCCUCAUGGAUGACUUCUGGCGUGCUUAA
Molecule: messenger RNA, 1557 nt
Organism: Cydia fagiglandana
Lineage: Eukaryota; Metazoa; Arthropoda; Insecta; Lepidoptera; Tortricidae
Product: alpha-1,3-mannosyl-glycoprotein 2-beta-N-acetylglucosaminyltransferase-like
Exons: 11
Coding region: 1-1557 (518 amino acids)
Biological process (GO): protein N-linked glycosylation
Cellular component (GO): Golgi apparatus
Molecular function (GO): alpha-1,3-mannosylglycoprotein 2-beta-N-acetylglucosaminyltransferase activity
Source: RefSeq, a predicted model, not a curated record